CGGUCGUGCAUCGGUCCCCUGCCGUGCUAGCGUGUCUCAUCCGGUGUCCCCAGGAGCGCCAUGGCGGAGCUGUUCCUGCUGGCGGAGGAGCUGUCGUGCUCCAUCUGCCUGGAGCUCUUCAAGGAGCCGGUCACCACCCCGUGUGGCCACAACUUUUGCCGAUCGUGCCUGGACGAGACGUGGGCUGUCCAGGGCAAGCCGUACCGGUGCCCCCAGUGCCGCGCCGUGUCCCCGUCGCUCCCGGAGUUGCGAAAGAACACGGUGCUGUGCGCGGUGGUGGACCAGUACCUACAGGCCGAGCUGGAGCAGGCGCCCGUGGCCGACUGGACGCCACUUUCCCCUCCCGAGGUCCCCAGUCCCGCCAUCCAGGUGUUCUGUGACCACUGCCUGAAAGCGGAGGCCGUGAAGACCUGCCUGGUGUGCAUGGCCUCCUUCUGUCCGGAGCACUUACGGCCACACCUCGAGAGUCCUGCCUUCCAAGACCACCAGUUGCAGCUGCCGGUGCAAAACCUGCUGAAACGAAAAUGUUCUCGGCACAACCGCCUGCGGGACCUGUUCUGCCCCACACAUGGCGAGUGUAUCUGCCACGUCUGCCUGGUGGACCACAAGACCUGCUCUCCGGUCGCCCUGAGCCAGGCCAGCACCGAUCUGCAGAAAACCCUGAGGCAUAAGCUAACCGUCAUGUGCAGUCAUAUCGGCGGGGCGACAAGAGCACUGGAGGAUGUAAGAGCCAGGCAGCAGAGCUUGCGGGAGGCUACAAACAAGAAGAUGGAGCAGGUGAGACAGGAAUACACGGAAAUGAAGAUUCUCAUUGAGGCCUCCGAGGCCAGCGCCACACGCAAGCUAAAAGAAGAAGAGAAGAGGGUUGUCAACAAGUUUGACUCCAUUUACCAGAUUCUCCUCAAGAAGAAAAAUGAGAUCCAAACCCUGAAGGAGGAGAUCGAGAGCAGCCUGGUGAAGAGGGACGAGUUCGAGUUUCUUGAGAAAGCGUCAAAACUGCAAACAGUCUCUACGAAGCCAGUCUACAUCCCCAGGGUGGAGCUGGACCAUGAGCUGAUCAAGGGUGUCUACCAAGGUGCCGUAGAGGUCAAAAACCAGCUAAGGCAGUCCCUGGCACAGUCCCAGGAGAAGAAGCCCGAGGAGCCCAUCAGCUCAGAUGACUCUGGAGACCGUGGCACCCAGUCUACAAACAAACCCUCGAACCCUGGGAAAAAGUCCUCACAAGAAAAGAAAACCAAGAAACACAGUAAGUUGGGUUCACCCCUAGCUUCUAGCACUGACAUUGGCGCUACUGCUGCCUCUGCCUCGUCCAGCCAGACUUUCAUCUUCGGAGCCCCUGGACAGUCAGUGGAAAUAAAAUCAUCCCUGGAUGAUGCAGCCAAAACCACCACCUUGCCAAGUGCCGUGACCAUCAAGACCAAGGUGCUGGAAAACUUCUUAGCCAAGACCAGAUCUGAGCUCUUAGAGUAUUUUGUUAAGGUCAUCUUGGACUACAACACCGCCCACUACAAAGUGGCUCUGACCGAGAACUACACCACCGCCUCCGUGGCCGAUGCGCCCCAGAUGUACCGGCCGCACCCCCAGCGGUUCAUGUACUGCUCUCAGGUGCUAGGUCUGCACUGCUACAAGAAAGGGAUCCACUACUGGGAGGUGGAGCUGCAGAAGAACAACUUCUGUGGGGUGGGCAUCUGCUAUGGCACCAUGGACCGCCAGGGUCCCGAGAGCCGUCUGGGCCGCAACAAAGCCUCCUGGUGCGUGGAGUGGUUCAACAACAAGAUCUCCGCCUGGCACAACAACACGGGGAAAACGCUGCCCCCCACCAAGGCCACGCGGGUGGGCGUGCUCCUCAACUGUGACCACGGUUUUGUCAUUUUCUUUGCUAUCUCUGACAAGAUCCACAUGAUGUAUAAAUAUGUCGUGGACUUCACCGAAGCUCUGUACCCGGCCUUCUGGGUGUUCUCGGCGGGUGCCACGCUCUCCAUUUGCUCCCCAAAGUAGGCAGGCCCUUGGGCCGGCUGCCUGAGGAGCACUCAGGUGGGACUCCUUGGAGAACUUCCCUGAGUUCCCUGGGAGGAUGGGGAG
Molecule: messenger RNA, 2082 nt
Organism: Marmota flaviventris (yellow-bellied marmot)
Lineage: Eukaryota; Metazoa; Chordata; Mammalia; Rodentia; Sciuridae
Gene: Trim25
Product: tripartite motif containing 25
Molecular function (GO): protein binding
Source: RefSeq, a predicted model, not a curated record